Psylliodes chrysocephalus is the source of this 540-nucleotide messenger RNA. The record is from the annotation of a GenBank genome assembly. NCBI's taxonomy places the organism in Eukaryota, Metazoa, Arthropoda, Insecta, Coleoptera, Chrysomelidae.
AUGGGCCUCAUCGCAGAACAUAAUUGCUCAAUGUUGCUAAUGGAUCAUGUUCCUAAACUUCUAGUAUCUAGUAUUCCAGAUUCUCAAGUGGUGAAAAAUAUAAAUUGUGGGAGAACAAAGACUGCCCAAAUAAUUAAAAUGUUGAAGAUUGAGGCUGAAAAUGAACUUGUGCAACAACUAACUAAGAGAAAAAGAGAGAGAGAGAGAGAGAGAGAGAGAGAGAGAGAGAGAGAGAGAGAGAGAGAGAGAGAGAGAGAGAAGAGAGAGAGAGAGAGAGAGACAACGAAAGAAGAACCGGAACCAGCGGUGACAAAGAAAAAAAAUUAUGAAGUGGAUCUAGCUAUAUUAAAAAUAAUAGAUGAAGAUAGCGCAGGUGUAAGUGGGCUAGAUAUGCCAGAAAUCUUCAUUGAUUUUAAUAAUAGUAGUAGUAAUAAAUUACUUUUGCUGGAUGAAAUUACAGAAUUUUCUGUUCUAGUGGUUUCUGUAGAAAAUGAUUUGGAAGAAAACAUUUUAACAGAAACUAAAGUAUCAAGUACUUAG